AGAUAGUCACUGAUAGUCACUGACUGAUGUGAAGAAGGCGUGAAAGGUGUAUACAGACUGUUAUAUGAUCCAAGGAUAAAACAACUUUUACAUAAUUAUGACUCUUAAUAAAUGAUUAAUAAUACUUUUUUAAAUGAAUUUUUACUUAUUUUUAUUCAAUGUUUUAAUGAUUGAAUCAAUAUCUGUUCAUUUCAUAGCAACGUGAUAACCUUAUUUUGAUAGUUCUGUCAUCCAAAUUCCAUCAAAAUGAUGCAACAAUACAUGAAGGAAUUAGAACAGGAUCCCUUUGAUCCAGAAGAAUUUGUUGAAAGACUUGCUUGGAGGACAGUCAAUGAUACUGUGAAAGACAGUGGGAAAACAUUUUUUGAUCCCACAAUAGUACAUGAAACAUUUUUACAAGCAAUUAAAGAUUUGCAAAUUCUCCAGGAACGUCAACAGAAGAAGUGUGAUAAAUUGGAAGCAGCAUUAAAGGAUGAGGAAGCAAGACAUAUACUUGAAAUACUUGAAUUACAAGAAAAAAAUAAACAUUCUAUUGAUUUGUUUCAUCAAUUAGAUGAAAGAAUAAAUCUUGUAGCUACUAAGGUUUUGCAUUUAGGGGAUCAGUUGGAAAGUGUUAAUACGCCAAGGGCUAGAGCUGUAGAGGCUCAGAAAUUAAUGAAACAUUUCUCAGAUUUCUUAAGUCCUGGUCCUUUAACAGAUCCAAUAUUCACAGAUAAGUCAUCGUUAGACGAAGCAGCUGAUGUAAUACAAAAGCUUCAUCUUAUUUCACAAGAAUUGCCAUCUGAAAAAUUCGAACAUGCAAAGAAAAAGAUUGCUGUUAAAUACGAUGAAAUUGAAAGAAAUCUUAUCGAAGAAUUUGUUAGAGCCCACAAUAGAGAAGAUGCUAGUCGUAUGAAAGAGUUAGCAUCAGUUUUAGCACAUUUUAAAGGAUAUUCUCAGUGUAUCGAUGCAUUUAUAGAACAAAGUCAAAUGGGUUCGUUUGGUGGAAAGGAUGUUUUCCAAGAUGUAAUACCUAUGUGUACAAAAUAUAAUAAAUUAAUGCAACAGGUAUUUACAAAUCCUGAACAGGUAAUGGCAAAGUUUGUGUUAAAUAUCUAUCACUUAAGGCUUCAAAAGUAUGCAGUUGCUAAAUUGGCAGACAAAACAGAUCCUGAUAAAUAUCUGAAGAAUUUGUAUGAUUUGUAUACAAGAACUGUGAAAUUAUCAACAAAAUUGAAAAUAUUUAAUAUGGGUACUGAUGAUACAUAUCUUGCAAAACUUACUAGAAAUAUAUUUCAAAAAUAUUUAGACACUUAUAUUAUCAUUGAAACAAAAGCAUUUCGAGAAAAAUCAGCAGCUCUUCUUAUUGAGUACUAUGAAUCUAAAAAUCACCAGAAGAAGCAAUUACAGACUGGUGGUUUUCAAGAAUUGAGAAGAGAUCUACAAGCUGUUUUAGGCGCAAGGACUAACAUAAAUAUUGCUCAGAUAGAGAAUUACGGCGGAGAGACAUUUUUAUCAGAGGAACUUGCAAUUGCUUUAUUACAAAGAAGUAAACUAGCUUUCCAAAGGUGUCAGUUGCUGUCAAAACCUGAUGAUAUACCAGUAAAUGUAUUACAAAUUUUGGAAAUCUUACUGCAGUAUUUAAUAAGUGAACACGUUGAUUAUGCAUUGGAAUUAGGUUUACAAAGCGUACCAAUUCCUGAAAGUAGAACACAGCCUGAAAUACAUUUCUUCAAUGUGGUAAAACAAUGUAACGCAAUUGUCCGUCUUUUAGAAGAACAGUUUAACGACAGUGUAUUACCUCUUGUUAUAUCAACUCCAAAGCAUGGUGAUUGUAAGUUGAAAAAGAAAGUUGUAUUAGAACAAAUUGAAAUGAAACUAGAAACAGGAUUGGAUAGAAGCAUAAAUGCUAUUAUUGGUUGGGUGAAAGUAUAUUUACAAAAUGAACAACGGAAAACUGACUUUAAACCAGAAAGUGAUGUAGAUACUUUAAGUACACCAGCUUGUUUGACAGUAGUUCAAUAUGUUACUGGAAUGAUUCGACAUAUUCGAAAUACCUUGGAUGGGAAAAAUUUAAAUAACGUUCUAACCGAACUCGGAGUACGAUUUCACAAAGUUAUUUAUGAUCAUUUACAGCAAUUUCAGUUUAAUUCUGCUGGCGCAAUGUGUGCGAUUUGCGAUAUGAACGAAUAUCGAAAAUGUGUUAAAGAACUUGAAGUUGAUCUUGUUACCUCAUUGUUUGAUACUUUACACGCUCUCUGUAAUUUACUGCUAGUUAAGCCAGAAAACUUAAAGCAAGUUUGUACAGGAGAUCAACUGGCAACAUUAGAUCGUAAUGUUUUGGUGAAUUUUAUACAAUUGAGAACUGACUAUAAAACCCAGAAAUUAGCUAAUUGUUUGAAGGGUUUAGCUACAUAAUAAAUUUGUGCUAUUUGUAGAAAUUCAUUAUUAUUUGAAGUUUCUUCACUACAUUACAUAGGUUUUAAAAAUAAAAACAUGGCUAAACAAUGUCAUUGUGUAAACUAAAACUUGAUAAGGAAAGGAAAUAUUUCAUUAUUUAGCUUCAGCUGUAUAUAAGAAGAAAGAUGAGAAAACGUUGUUUGUAAUUAUACAAUAAAUGUGAAAAAUUUAUAUAUUUGUAAUAAAUACACCAGGUGUAUUGGUGUGUAAAACUUUCAUGAGA
This is a messenger RNA of Osmia bicornis bicornis, 2662 nucleotides long. It is a transcript of the gene Sec10, whose product is annotated as exocyst complex component 5. Bases 247 to 2397 code for a protein of 716 amino acids. NCBI's taxonomy places the organism in Eukaryota, Metazoa, Arthropoda, Insecta, Hymenoptera, Megachilidae. Gene Ontology annotation, cellular component: cytoplasm; exocyst. The transcript is spliced from 7 exons. The record is from RefSeq and is a predicted model, not a curated record. Gene Ontology annotation, biological process: Golgi to plasma membrane transport; exocytosis.